AGAGUGUGAGGAGAGACAGACGCAAUGUGCGAGAGAGAAAGAAGGUUCGAGAGAGUGUGAAGGAACAGACACAAUGUGAGGGAGUGAAAGAAAAGUUUUAUAGUAAAAGAAAUAUUAUCUAAACGAUAUAUUUUGUAUUUUAUUAGCAGAGUAUAAGAGGCUAAUAUAUUUCAGUAAACCAAACGUUUGCUGUAGACAGUACUAUCUACCUGUAAUUUCACAAGAGAGAAAUUAGUCACCAUUUUAUGGUAUAGUCUUUUUUUGUUUAUUAUUAAUUUACUUUUCUGCUGGCGUCUGGAACUGCUGCUGAGACCCAGAUAGCACUCGGGGUGACCAGGAGAAAGCCCCGAGUACCUCUGGCCACGUUGGAAAAGAAGAUUUUUCAGCUGUCGUUGUGUUUAUUGUGUCCUUCUACGAACUUACCUUGGAAGCAAGAAACGGAACUGUGUUGCUGGUCGUGAGUACUGCUUGCAUUCAAAAAACCAUUUUUUGAAAGUAUAAUUUUGUUGCUUAUUUGACAUAAAUAAGUGAAGGGGCAUUUUGUUUUUUUUAUUAUUGCCACUACGUACCCGAGCGACGGUUCAGGCCUGCAACGUGUUAUUUCUUUUAUACUGAUGCACGUGUUCAGUACACCCCCCCUACUCUGCUGAGGAAAAAACAAGCCAGCUUCUUCCAAUGAGCCUCCUCCCCAGCAUACAGGAGCCUCUGAACCGCCUGCAGUCUGAAGGCUACCACCCUGCUGGCAAUGCUGACCAGCCCCUGCCCCCCUUCAUCAGUGGGUAGAUACAGGACCGCUUGCCUCAGCCAAUGUCUCCCGCUCCAGAAAAACUCCAACAGUACUCUUUGAAUCUCCUGCACCAUGCCCAGGGGAGGGCCCAGACACACCAGCCUGUGCCACAGCAUGGAAGCCACCAGAUUAUUGAUCACCAGGACCCUUCCCCUAAAGGACAGCUGAGCCAGCAGUCCCCUCCAUCUCUGCAGCCGCCCCCUCACCCUGCCCACUAGGCCCUCCCAGUUUUUCUGCAUAUAUAUCUCCACUCCGAAAAACACUCCCAGCACUUUUAUACCUGUCCUGUCCCAUCUCAGUGCCUCGGGCAGGACAGGGGGGGUGCAAUCAUGCCAACUGCCUGACAGGAAGGUGUCAAACUUUGCCCAGUUAACUCUUGCUGUAGAGGCUCUCUGGAAUGUGUGCAGGCUCUGCUGUAGUGCCUUGAUGUAUCCGUCACUGCACACAAACACGUUCACAUCAUCUGCAUAAGCGGACACCUUCACUGUGACAGGGGAGGGUGAGGAGGGCACUGCCCAGCCAACCAGCCGGCCCCUCAGCAGGUGCAGCAGUGGCUCUAUGGCCAGUGAAUAAAGCAUUCCAGACAGGGAGCAGCCCUGCCUAAUACCUCUGCACACUGGGAAGGGCUGACUCAGCCCAUUGUUAAUCUUUAAAAUGCUAAAAACAUUCAAAUAUAAAAGCUGGAUGUAAGAAAUAAAAACAGGGCCAAACCCGAAGACUUCCAGGGUUUUAAAUAGCUUCCGUCUGUGCUAUCUCCUCCCCGAUUUCUCCAAUUUCCAUCAAACCUGUCUCUGUUUCCUCGGCUGCAGCCCGCGCUGCAGCCCCUUCAGUGCUGCUUCCAGCCUCCUCCCCUCCCUCUGCCUCAACGCUACCAUCUACCUGCUGUCCUUGGGCGUCUUUUCCCCGGAUCAGUUCUGUUUCCCCCUUGGCGACGCUAGCAGCCCUUCCCAAUUUGUUACUGCCACUGCCUCCCGCUACCUCAGUGUCCACCUGGGCUAUUCCCCUCCUCGGCUGAGGCUGUGGCCGAGUCCGUGCUCUCGGUCUCGGCCGCGGCCCCGACCCUGUCUCACCACCCUCCCCGGCUGCACCCCGCUCCUCCUCCUCCUCCUCCUGCUCCGGGCAGUUUCUAACAAUGUGCCCCUCGCUCCCACACCUGAAGCACUUCAUCGACUCCGAAGUUACAAAAAACACGUAAUCAUGAUUAUCAAUUUUAAACUUUAAAGAGAUGUUUAAGUCAUCAUUAAUAUUAUUUAAAAUCAUGUAUACUUGCCUUCGGAAAGAGACGAUGUGCUUCAGUUGUGGAGCUUUGCACCCCAGAGGAAUCCUCUUAAUCCCGGACAUUACCUGCCCGUAUCUCGCCAGUUCCCUCUCCAGAAUCUCAUUUCGGACAAACGGCGGCACAUUUGAAAUGGUGAUCUUCCGAGACGGGGCUGAUAGCGGCAGCACUGGCGUGAACGUGUCGUUUAAGACAACCCCAUUCUCAACUACUUUCUGUACUAGCUCCGUUGUUUUGAGAAAAAUGACAAUUGCUCCAUUCAUGCGUGAAGCCGAUUUGAUAUUCUCACAUCCAGCUAUCUCCCUGACUGCCAACACACACCUCUCCAAGGGGCAGAACUGCUCCGGGGAAAUUUUAACUCCAUGUCUCCUAGUUAAUUUUUCAAAAGCGUAGUUCGGGGGGGUAGCCCCCCCCGGAGCGGCCUUCACCUUUCGGCCACAAAAGUCGACACCAAAUAAAACACCUCCCUUAACUACACUUUUAAAAUGAAAAAUAAACUUUGUAAAACUGUUUUUUAAAACCGAAGAAAAGACAGUAAAGAAUAGAAAAGAGAAGAAAACCAAACCUCGACCGCUCUCACACACCUUCCAAAACUCCGCCCACUCACUCCACACGAGAGAGAGAGAGAGAGAGAGAAAAAUUAUAAAAAAUUAUAAAGACAGAGUGCUGAGGGAGUCCCCAGAGACUCUAAUAGCAAACUACUCCACAGUGGACAACUGCAGGGUCAAGUGCAACCUGCUGCUCUACACCGAGCACCCCAGUGCAUGGCACUCUGCGCUGUGCAGCACCUACUGCAACAUCCGCAAGGGAGGCAUCGGCAGAGGCAGGCAGCUGACCGUGUUCGAGGACAGUGAUGCUGACAGCGUCAUGCUCACUGUCAAUGUCUACCACAAUGGUACUGUCAUGGUGCAGGGCAGAGAGAGCAGCCUGGACCUGUUUGAACACAGCUUCCCAGCAUUGAGAGAGCGUGUGGAGAGAGCGAAGACAAUACCAGAGCUUGCAAACCCCCAGCCUCUCCCCCCAUCCCCAGCACAACCCAGCAGCCAGCAUCCCCACCCCCAGCACAGCCCUGUCACUGACUCCCCCAGACAGGUCAGCAACAUCAGAGCCCUGAAGGAGUGCCUGUCAGUGCUGGAGCUGCAGUUCACGGAGUUCAGGGAACACACUGAGCACAAGCUGGCCACCCUGAGCCAGGCCAGCCCAUCAGAGCAGCUCAGGGACGAGGUGCACAGGCUGAAGACAGAACACAGGGCCGAGGUUCAGGAGCUGAGAGCGGCGAUGAGAGGACUGGAGGAGGACAACCAGGCCAUGAAGACAGAGCUGCGGAGACUGAGAGAGGAACUGACCAGGACAGCACAGCACAGAGAGCUGAGGAGCCUGCAGAGAGAGCUGGAGGGACUGAGAGGCAGCCAGCUCCGCACACCAGCAGCACAAGAGCAACAAAGUACCCGCCGGGACUGCACUGACACACACACUGACAACCCAGACACUCACACACAACCCCAGCCAUACAGGCAGACACACAGACAGCCCCAAAUACACACACAUACAACACCAGCCACACAGGCAGACACACAGCCAGCCCCAAACACACACACAACACCAGCCACACAGGCAGACACACAGACAGCCCCAAACACACACACAACACCAGCCACACAGACAGACACACAGACAGCCCUAAACACACACACAACACCAGCCACACAGGCAGACACAAAGACAGCCCCAAACACACACACAACACCAGCCACACAGGCAGACACACAGACAGCCCCAAACACACACACAACACCAGCCACACAGGCAGACACACAGACAGCCCCAAACACACAGUCGGAGCAGCAGGGCAGUGCGGAGGUGCUCAUCCUAAUAGAUUCGAACGGGAGGUACCUGGAUGAAAGACGACUUUUCCCUGGCCGAAGUGUCGACAAGAUCAAGUGCCCAACGACACAGAGCGCCCUGCAAAUCCUGUCCAAAAACAGACAAAGGAGCCCGAAAUACAUUGUGAUCCACACCGGCACCAACAACCUGCGCGCAGACAGAGGAGAUGUGGCCAAAUCCGUGCAGCAGGUGGCAGAAACAGCAGCCAGAGAAUACCCCAGCGCCAAAGUCAUCGUGUCCACCCUGCUGCCCCGAGCGGACGUGCCCUUCCACAUCAUCCACAGCAUCAACACAGAGGUGUCCCGGGGCUGCGCCCUGCUACCCAGCGUGCACCUGGCACACCACCACCACAUCAGGCCCCACCACAUGUACGACCAGGUGCACCUCAACAGAGAGGGCAUGAAGCUUUUUGCUAAAUCCCUCAAGGACAUCGCCCUGGGCCGAGAGCUCACCAGCACACCCUACACCGAGACCAGGAGCACGCCCAGCUGCCCCCGAGCUCCUAGGAUCCCCCAGCCCCCCAGGCCACGCCCCCACCACAGAGCUGCCAGUCAGCAGGAGCAGCGCCUGGGACCCCCACGCCCCCCGCAUUCCCUCCAGCCCCCUAGGCCACGCCCCCACCACAGAGCUGCCAAUCAGCAGGAGCGACGCCAGGGACCCCCACGUCACCCGCAUUCCCCCCAGCCCCCGCAGCACAGCUAUGCUGCAGCCGUGUCCCGUCGGCCAGGAAACCCCACCAGCACGGAGCUGAACGAGAUAAGACAUCUCUUCAACCUUAUCUGUACUAAGCUAAUUAGCUAAUGUAUCACCUGUAUACCACAA
This is a messenger RNA of Acipenser ruthenus (sterlet), 4769 nucleotides long. RefSeq lists its product as uncharacterized. The transcript is spliced from 3 exons. Lineage: Eukaryota; Metazoa; Chordata; Actinopteri; Acipenseriformes; Acipenseridae. The coding region runs from base 2931 to 4748 and encodes 605 amino acids. The record is from RefSeq and is a predicted model, not a curated record.